GGCGCGGUGUCCCGGGGAGCUGAGCACCAGGAAGCUCGGGUGGAGGGAGAGUUUGGUGACUUAGCGAUCACAAAGGCGGAGCCCACCGAGUCCCAGGCGCUCCGGAGCUCGCUGGCUUCCCGGAGAAGGCUUGAUGAAGUAGCCCACUGUGGAAGAAUCUGCUCCUUACCUUGAAUAAAAAAUGGCUUUUCAUGUAGAAGGACUGGUAGCUAUCAUCCUGUUCUACCUCAUUAUAUUUCUGGUUGGAAUAUGGGCUGCAUGGAAAACCAAAAGCAGCGGCAAUGCAGAAGAGCGGAGCGAAGCCAUCAUAGUCGGGGGUCGAGAUAUUGGUUUAUUGGUCGGUGGCUUUACCAUGACAGCCACCUGGGUUGGAGGAGGUUACAUCAAUGGGACAGCUGAAGCAGUUUAUGGCCCAGGCUGUGGUCUUGCAUGGGCUCAGGCACCCAUAGGGUAUUCUCUGAGUCUGAUCUUAGGUGGUCUGUUCUUUGCAAAACCUAUGCGUUCCAAGGGAUAUGUGACCAUGCUAGACCCAUUUCAGCAGAUCUACGGAAAGCGCAUGGGUGGGCUGCUGUUCAUUCCUGCACUGAUGGGAGAGAUGUUCUGGGCUGCAGCAAUUUUCUCUGCAUUAGGGGCCACCAUCAGCGUGAUCAUUGAUGUGGAUGUGAAUGCGUCGGUCAUUGUCUCUGCCCUCAUUGCCAUCCUUUACACCCUAGUGGGCGGGCUCUACUCUGUGGCAUAUACUGAUGUUGUUCAACUGUUCUGCAUUUUUAUAGGCCUGUGGAUCAGUGUCCCCUUUGCCCUGUCACAUCCUGCAGUCACCGACAUCGGAUUCACCGCUGUGCAUGCCAAAUACCAGAGUCCCUGGCUGGGAAGCAUCGAACCGAUUGAAGUUUACACCUGGCUUGACAAUUUUCUGUUGUUGAUGCUGGGUGGAAUCCCAUGGCAAGCCUACUUCCAGAGGGUUCUCUCUUCAUCCUCAGCCACCUACGCCCAGGUGCUGUCCUUCCUGGCAGCUUUUGGGUGUCUGGUGAUGGCUCUCCCGUCCAUAUGCAUAGGAGCCAUUGGAGCCUCCACAGACUGGAACCAGACUGCCUAUGGAUUUCCAGAUCCCAAGGCCAAGGAGGAAGGAGACAUGAUUCUCCCGAUCGUACUACAGUACCUCUGCCCUGCGUACAUUUCCUUCUUUGGGCUUGGUGCUGUUUCAGCUGCUGUUAUGUCCUCAGCUGACUCUUCCAUCCUGUCAGCAAGUUCCAUGUUUGCUCGGAAUAUCUAUCAGCUGUCCUUCAGACAAAAUGCAUCAGACAAAGAAAUCGUGUGGGUCAUGAGGAUCACAGUGUUUGUGUUUGGAGCAUCUGCCACAGCCAUGGCCUUGCUGACAAAGACUGUGUAUGGGCUCUGGUACCUGAGUUCUGACCUAGUCUACAUCAUCAUCUUCCCACAGCUGCUCUGUGUACUCUUCAUCAAAGGGACCAACACUUACGGGGCUGUUGCAGGUUACAUCUUUGGACUUUUCCUGAGAAUUACUGGAGGAGAGCCAUAUCUAUACUUGCAGCCCCUAAUCUUCUACCCUGGUUAUUACAUGGACAAGAGUGGUAUAUACAACCAGAGAUUCCCCUUUAAGACUCUCUCCAUGGUUACCUCAUUCUUGACCAACAUUUGUGUUUCUUAUCUAGCCAAAUAUCUAUUUGAAAGUGGAACCUUGCCUCCGAAACUAGAUGUAUUUGAUGCCGUCGUUUCGAGGCACAGUGAAGAGAACAUGGACAAGACUAUUCUAGUCAGAAAUGAAAACAUCAAAUUAAAUGAACUCGCACCUGUGAAGCCUCGACAGAGUCUAACUCUCAGCUCAACUUUCACCAACAAAGAGGCUCUUCUUGAUGUUGAUUCCAGCCCAGAGGGAUCUGGGACUGAAGAUAACGUACAAUGACCCCACCUAAACUAUACAGAACAGAGCGUUGCUGUAGGAUGGUCUUGGAAAGAAGGUUUGGAACACAUCUAACAAACAUUAAAAUAUAAACAUUUGGGGGUGGAAGCUUUGCAGAAAUAAAAAGUUAUAAUGGACGAAUUCAGAAAAAAUAGCAAUUGCACAGAGAGAGGGAAUCAAGUGUGAAAACAAUGGCUUUAUUUCUCAUCGUGGCACUUUUACGUUUGAGUAACUUUGUUAGGGCAUAUAAAAAUGAAAAAAGUCCCAGCCAAAGAAAUGGCCAGAUAUUACGUAUCUCUAUUGUGGAAAGAGGAAAUAUAUAUUAGCGAGCCCUUGGAAAGCAGUCUGAAUGGUUCUGAUCAUCUCUGCUGGCUAAUGCACUGGACAUUAGGUUAAUUACUACAACACGUAUACUGUGUUUAUUCUCAGUCACUACUGUAAAUUAUUCAGUGAGUUUACCAGUUCACCUCUCCCCACGUAUAGAUUAGCCUGCUUUUCCAUCAUCUGAAUGUGGCAUUUGCUCAGUUUUCAAUGUGCAUUUUCUUAGCCUUUCCUGUUCUGCAUGGACAUGCUCUCCCUCUCUAUCCCUCCUUCCCUCUCUCCCUCUCUCUGCUCUUCCUCCAUUUUUUUCUUUUCCUUCUUUCCCCCACUCCUCCCUACCUCUCCGCUCUCUUUUCUCUUUCUUUCUUCAGAUUUUAUUUAUUUAUUUAUUUAUUAUUUAUCUAUUUAUUUGGUGGUGCUGGAGAUCUAUCACACGGUCUUGCACAUGUUAGAUAAGGGCGCAUCAGCCCCACAAUCUGUUGGUUUUUUUUUUUCUUCAGUGAUACCAUACAUUAUUCUAAGCACAAACAACACAAACAAAAAUUUAUGUAAUAGUGACAUUUUCAUGUGUAAGUGAUGGAAAAUAGGGCCCACAUUGGGAUGGAAAGAAAGCACUGAAUUCUUUGAGGAUGUCAACAAUUGCCAUACGCCCAAAGAAAGUAUCCGAAGCAAAGCAUGAACAGUUAUUGGACAGCAUUACAGCAAUAAGUUUAGAAGACGAUUAAGAAUGGGGGGAGAGGGAAAAAAGCAUAUUUCUAGCUCUGGUAUACGAAGUGGUGUUACCCCUUACAAAUAUAAUGCCUUGGCUUAUUUUCUAAGUCAGUAUUGGAGGCAAAGUUGAGCCAUAUAUUAAGAAAGGCCAUUGUCUAACCCCUGUUACAUUGUCUAAUCACCUGUGGUGAUUGCUGCAACAGCAUGUGUUCACUGUGUGUUUAUUACCAGCAGUUCCCAAACAACUCACCAAGGGACUGAAAAACAAACCACAUUCAUUUGUAGAAAUUCAUUAAUAGAAUAUAUUAAAAUUAAGGGUCAGUUCUGGGCCCACAAGUGUAUAUACUGAAUUCCAAAAUGUAAUAGAAAAUAAAAAGGUAAAACAAGUCCUGAAGAGAAAAAAGCCAUCAUUUUUAAUAUCUGGUUUGCACAUGACUUUCAAGAGGUCAGUGAUUAAAUGUAAUUUUGCUCCUGUCUGUAAUAUUCGACAUCAAGUACAAACCUUGUGCUCUGAGCCCUAGAAUUCUUUUCUACAGUUUGCAAUUGGAACUGUUUCAAAGCAUCAACAGGUGGACAUCCUUUGCUGAAAAACGUGGCUUAAAACCCCAGUGUGCUUUUCAGAAUGUAAAGUGAAAUGAUUUUACAUAUUGUAAUGUCCUAUGUCUCAUUGUUGUUUCAAAACUUGAGCCUCUUUAGUGAAUCAUGUAUGUACUUAAGGAACGGAUGAUUCCUUCAUCUACCAGGUUUUCUCAGAAUCAAUUUAUUAACAGUGGAGUGCUUGCAAGUAUGGAGUCUGAGAUUCUCAAAGAUGGGGUAAGAAAAGAGUCAAGGAAAGCACAGACAAAGAAAGAGAAAACUUGACAUGAAUAAGUAUUAACCACAGGGGUGCGUUUUGAGGAACAUGGUAUUUCAGACCCACCGGGUCUCCCAACAUGGACUGGAGUGAAUUUUGAGCAUCUCAGCAUCAUGUGUCUUCCCUUCACAUGGGCGUACUAUGUGCUUCCAUUGUGCACAUCAUGAAGCCUCACUCAUACUGCAGAGCCCACAGCAAAGCAUGCUCUUUUCACAGACAUUACAUUCUGUAGUAUUCUUACUCAACGAUUGUCCAAAUAACCUUAUUUAAUUAGAAGAAAAUAAUAUUAAUGGUAAUUAGGAGAGAAACAUUUGCCUCAUCCAAAAUAUUAAACCGAAAGAGCGUAAACUAAUAAACGGUGGAUUUUUGUUUUGGUUUUUGAAGCUGUAAUAUACACUGUCAAAACAGUUAUCAAAACUUGCAUACCCAUAAAAUUUGCUGAAGAUAAACAAGAUGAUAUUUAAGGUAUUAAAAUAUCAAAAGAAUGAGUGAAGAAUUCUAAGACAUUAGUCAUGUAUUCUGGCAUGAAUUCUCUCCGAUUUCCAAGCGAGGGAAGAAGCUUCAAGGUGCGAAGGUCUGCUCUGUUUUGGCAUUGAGACACCUGUAUGUUAUUCCAGACUCGUGUAGUGUACCUCAUUUUCAUGUCCAUCUUCAGUGAAAUCAAAAUAACACAGGUGUUUCCCUGUCACUUGGGAGGGAAGACCCUUGAAUAAUAUCAGAACAAAAGAGGAGUUUCACUCCCAUACUUUACUAAUGAUUGUAACACAUAUCUUAGGUAAAUUGCAUUCCUCCACAUGUUCAGAGCUUUGUAGCUGGAGUGAUAUGUCAACAAGCUGUUCAAAUGCUCAGUGCCAAAUCCAAUUUCAUUGCAACAAAUAAGUAAUGAAUUUUAUGUGAAUAUCAUAUGAAUGUAAGCUUGAAAUGAGUGAAUUUAAUAUACUGUGUAUAGAAAUUUUUAUUUGUAAAUAAUGAAUUAGCAUUAUAUUUUACACAUAAUUCAUUUUCCUUCUUAUCAUUCUACAAAAUUUACUCUUGUAUCAUAUAUAAUUUAUUAUAAGUUUGUCAUACUGUA
Molecule: messenger RNA, 4878 nt
Organism: Chionomys nivalis (European snow vole)
Lineage: Eukaryota; Metazoa; Chordata; Mammalia; Rodentia; Cricetidae
Gene: Slc5a7
Product: solute carrier family 5 member 7
Exons: 9
Coding region: 182-1924 (580 amino acids)
Biological process (GO): transmembrane transport; synaptic transmission, cholinergic; choline transport
Cellular component (GO): dendrite; synapse; plasma membrane
Molecular function (GO): choline:sodium symporter activity
Source: RefSeq, a predicted model, not a curated record